AACAAUUUAAUUUAAAUAGGUAUCUUGAAGUAAAAGAGUGAAAUCAAAGUUCCACAACCAUGGCAUCACCUCAUAACAAAUUAUUCACCAUUGUUUGUUGGCUAAUAUUUUGCCUUCACAUAAUUACAGCUCUUUGGUUUGAGGAAGAUUCACAAGAUUGGAUUAACCAUGGUGGAGACUUAUUGAAUAGAAGGUAUGCAAACAAGGAACACAAGAUAAGCACAAAAACAAUUUCUCACCUAAGUUUGAAGUGGAAAUUUAAUGUAGGAAAAGAAAUAACUUCAACACCAACAAUUUUCAAUGGAACAAUUUAUUUUCCAAGUUGGAAUGGUUAUAUCUAUGCAGUGAAAGCAUGUGAUGGAUCACUUGUGUGGAAACAAAACAUUGAAAAUAUAACAAGGAUAAAAUCACCUGGCUCUGUUCGUAAUGUUAAUUCCACUUUCUCAAGAGCAACUCCAAGUAUAGUUGGUCAUGAUUUACUUGUUGUUGGACUAUGUGGUCCUGCUGUUGUUAUUGCUCUUAAUAGAACCAAUGGUAAUCUUCUUUGGAUCACACAAUUGGAUAGCCAUCCUUCAGGUGCUAUUACUAUGUCUGGAACAUACUACAAAGGGGGUUUCUAUGUUGGAACAUCUUCACAAGAAGAAUCAUCAAGUGUAGAAAAAUGUUGCACAUUUCGUGGUAGCUUCUCAAAACUAAACAUAAAAUCAGGUGCCAUUAUAUGGCAAACAUAUAUGCUACCAAAUAAUAAUGGAAAUAAAAGUGAAUAUUCAGGGGCAGCAAUUUGGGGAAGUAGUCCAUCAAUUGAUCCAUUAAGAAACUUAGUAUAUAUUGCCACUGGAAAUUUAUACUCUGUCCCAUUGAGAAUAAGUCAAUGCCAAGAAAAAGAAAAUAAUCAAACUAUACCAAGUCAUCUAGAUGAAUGUAUUGAUCCUGAUAACCAUUCAGAUUCAAUCCUAGCCCUUGAUUUAGAUUCUGGAAAAAUCAAAUGGUAUCGCCAAUUAGGAGGUUAUGAUGUGUGGUUUGCAGCUUGUAACAAUUUAUCAACACCAAAUUGUCCUCCAGGUCCAAACCCAGAUGCUGAUUUUGGAGAAGCACCAAUGAUGUUAACUAUUUAUGUGAAUGGUUCCAAACGGGAUAUCGUUGUUGCUGUUCAAAAAAGUGGUUUUGUAUGGGCCUUAGAUCGUGACAAUGGUAGCCUCGUCUGGUCUGUGGAAGCAGGGCCUAGUGGGCUAGGAGGAGGAGGAACAUGGGGAGCAGCCACUGAUGAACAAAAUAUAUACACAAACAUUGUUAAUACUUUUGCUAAAAAUUUCACUCUUAUACCAUCUAAUAAGAUUGCAAACAAUGGUGGAUGGGUGGCAUUGGAAGCUAGGAAUGGUAAAAUCCUAUGGUCAAUAUCCAAUCCUAGCAAUACUACUCUUAUAAGUGGUCCAGUUAGUGUUGCUAAUGGUGUUCUAUUUGUUGCAUCUCCAACUUCAGAUGGAACAACAUAUGCUAUAAAUACAAAAAAUGGACAAAUUCUAUGGUCUUAUGAAACUGGCAUUGGUGUCUAUGGUGGAAUCUCUAUUAGUGAUGGUUGCAUUUAUUUUGGGCAGGGUCUUAGCUUAAUUACUGCCCCUGCAAAUUAUAAUCCUAAGGCAAAUAUUUCACUCUUUGCAUUUUGUGUGUAAUAUGUUGGAGAUACAACAAAUGAACAAAUAUGGGUAAUUUUACUUUUAUAUAUGAAUAUGUAAUAAAAUGGUUGAUUAAGUGAAUACUUAUUAAAGAGAUAAAGAAUAAAAAAUGGAAUAAAGGUGAACAUAUUCAGUUGUAAUUUACAUAAAAAAUGUCUAUUUUAAGUUA
Molecule: messenger RNA, 1842 nt
Organism: Cicer arietinum (chickpea)
Lineage: Eukaryota; Viridiplantae; Streptophyta; Magnoliopsida; Fabales; Fabaceae
Source: RefSeq, a predicted model, not a curated record